AUGGAUUUGGAUUGGUCCUCUUCAUCCUCCGCAUACUCUCUUCUCUUUCAAGCCCUAUCUCUCAUUCCAAUCUCCCACUACCUCCUCUUCACCUCCCUCGUACUCAUCGUCCUCCUCUAUCGUUUCCUCGAGUUCCAUUUCUUCCAAGACCUCUUCUCCCUCUUCGCCGGAUCCCCCGUCGCCCUCACCUACCACCCCGCUUCCCACUUUUACGACGCCGUCGUCUCCAAAUGCAGGAUUCUCCACGCCUCCUACCUCGCCACGCCCUGGCUCUCCAGUCCCCAUCUCCAAACCGUCUUCCUCAACUUCUUCGGCCGACCUCCCCUUUUCAAAUACCGAAGACAACUGUUCACUACUCCUGAUGGUGGAACCGUUGCUUUGGACUGGCUAUUGAGUUCCGACGGUUUGAUCAUUCAUUCUUAUGUGUCUGAUCAUGGUACAGUUUCUGCUGGUGCUAUCCAUAUGGAGGAUGUUGUCUGUAAAGAUGAAUCCACUCCCAUUGUUGUAGUAAUUCCUGGUCUAACAAGUGACUCUUCAUCCGCUUAUCUCAAACAUCUUGCAUACCAUUCAGCUAAGUGUGGUUGGAAAGUUGUUAUCAGUAAUCACCGAGGACUUGGAGGUGUUUCAAUCACGUCCGAUUGUUUCUAUAAUGCUGGGUGGACUGAGGAUGUACGGACAGUGGUUAAUUAUCUACACAAAGAAAACCCCAGGGCACCUUUAUUUGUUGUUGGGACUAGCAUUGGAGCUAAUAUUCUGAUAAAAUAUCUUGGUGAGGAAGGUGAGAAUCUUCCUGUAGCUGGAGCAGUAGCUGUUUGCUCUCCUUGGGACCUUUUGAUAGGAGACAGAUUUAUAACUCGUAGGCGUGUGCAGAAAUUUUAUGAUAAGGCACUUGCCGUUGGACUUCAAGGUUAUGCAAAAUUACACCAGCCUCAUUUUUCUCGCCUUGCUAAUUGGGAAGGCAUAGAAAAGUCUAUUUCCAUUCGCGAUUUUGAUAAUCAUGCCACCCGCAUUGUUGGGAAGUAUGAGACUGUAGAUACCUACUAUAGACGCUGCAGCAGUUCUAAUUAUGUGCAAUCUGUUUCGAUUCCGCUCCUCUGUAUUAGUGCUCUGGAUGAUCCAGUCUGUACCAGGGAAGCCAUUCCCUGGGAUGAAUGCAGAGCAAAUAAAAAUGUUGUCUUGGCUACUGUAAAGCACGGAGGACAUCUGGCAUUCUUCGAAGGGAUAACUGCAUCUGGCCUUUGGUGGGUAAGAGCCGUUAAUGAAUUCCUUGGUGAACUACACGCUAGCCAUUUUAUGCAUGUACAGAAGAAGAUCCCUAAACCAAACACACCGUUGGACUCAUCCAUUGAUCGGGGCCCUUAUGUUAAUCUUACCGAAGAUGGAAUGGUAGCUGCAUUGAACAAUGAUAUAAAAACUGACAACAAUACAGAAGAAAUACAGGUAAUACGGGAUACACAUAAUGAGGGUCUAAAGAUGAUUCCAGAAGAAAAAGUGGUUAAACGAGAUGAGCUUGAGACUAAUGCAAAGACUGUAGGUUCGCCAGCCAUUGCUCAAAUAGGUAGUGCACAAGAUGCAGCAGCGAAUAUGAUAACACCUUUCAAAAGAUACCUAGGCCAGUUAUCUCGACAAAAUCGAUGGUCCAUCUGGUUGCUAGUUUACAUUGCUAUUACCACAAGUUGGCCACUGGCUGAAAGUUAUCAUUGGUACUUAGAGAGUGUCAAAGAUGCCAAGAGAUGGAGUGCAAGAAGCGUAAUACCUGGAAGAUCCCCAGAUGCAUUACAGUACUGUUCAUAA
Sphenostylis stenocarpa is the source of this 1794-nucleotide messenger RNA. Lineage: Eukaryota; Viridiplantae; Streptophyta; Magnoliopsida; Fabales; Fabaceae. The record is from the annotation of a GenBank genome assembly.